GGCAGAGCGUGUGAAGUGCGCGAGAGAGCCAGAGCGCGAGAGCUGAGAGUGGGCAUACCAGACCGACAGCACAUCAACAGGAGAUUGGAAGAGCAAACACUCGCGUACUAACUUCAUCCAGCCAGACUGACACCUCACGGCUCUUAGGAAGAACCUCGUUGACUUAAGGAUUCCAAAAGGAAACAAGAGCACCACCCGCCUGAAGGAGCCAGAACUUGCCGGUGCUUUGGCGCUGCCCCCUGACCCCGAGAGGUCACUGGCAUCCGAGGUGUCCACGACAUGAUGGUGCGGCUCUUCCUCCUGCUUUGCCUCACGGCUCACGGAGCGAUCGGCAUGUUUUCCCAGCAGCCCCAGGACUUGGUGGUGGUGGCCGGCCAGCCCGUCACCCUGCCGUGCUCUAUACCUGGGUACCACGGCGUGGUGCUGUGGAUCAAGGACGGCCUCGCUCUGGGCGUGGGAAGAGAUCUGGCAGGCUACCCUCGUUACACGGUGAUCGGGGAGCACAGUUCUGGAGAACACCACCUGAGGAUACAGAGGGUUGAGCUGAUGGACGACGCCGUGUUCGAAUGCCAGGCCAUCCAGGCUGCCAUGAGGUCCCGACCCGCCAGACUCACGGUGCUCGUUCCACCUGAAGACCCGGUUAUCGACGGAGGUCCUAUCGUAAGCCUCAGAGCCGGAGACCUGCUGAACCUGACCUGCCGCGCUGACAACGCCAAGCCCGCCGCCUCCAUCAUUUGGAUACGGAACGGGGAGGUGCUGAACGGAGCCAUGUACUCUAAGACGCUUCUUCGGGACGGACGGAGGGAGAAUACGGUCAGCAACCUGUACAUUUCACCGUCCAACAUCGAAUCCGGACAGAAGAUCAUCUGCCGAGCCUCAAACAAAGCUGUUCCCAACGGCAAAGAGACCAGCAUCACAAUCGAUAUCCAGCACCUGCCACUGGUUAACCUCACUGUCGAGCCUCAACCAGUUCUGGAAGGAAACCCGGUCAAGUUCCACUGCUCUGCUAAAGCCAACCCGGCGGUCACUCAGUACAGGUGGGCUAAAGGAGGCCACGUGAUCAAAGAAGUAUCCGGAGACACCUACGAGGUCCUGGUGGACCACACGUUCUUCACCGACGCCGUCUCCUGCGAGGUCACCAACCCGCUCGGCAGCACAAACAUCAGCCGCAACGUCGACGUCUACUUCGGACCCCGGAUGGCCGCCGAGCCGCAGUCCCUGCAGGUCGACCUGGGCUCGGACGCCGUCUUCAACUGUGCCUGGACGGGAAACCCAUCGCUCACCAUCGUGUGGAUGAAGAGAGGAUCUGGAGUGGUUCUGAGCAACGAGAACGUCCUGACUUUAAAGUCGGUGAGGCAGGAGGACGCCGGGAAGUACGUGUGCCGCGCCGUGGUGCCUCGGGUCGGGGCUGGAGAGAAAGAGGUCUCGCUGACGGUCAACGGACCUCCAACAAUCUCCAGUACCCAAACACACCAGGCUCCUCAUGGAGAGAAGGGCCAGAUCAAGUGUUUUAUCCGCAGCACCCCUCCGCCAGAUAGAAUCGCCUGGUCCUGGAAGGAGACGGUGCUGGAGUCGGGGACGUCCGGCCGCUACACGGUGGAGACCGUGAGCACCGAGGACGGCGUCCUGUCCACCCUGACCAUGAGCAACAUCGUCCCCGCCGACUUCCAGACCAUCUACAACUGCACGGCCUGGAACAGCUUCGGCUCGGACACGGAAAUCAUUCGACUCAAGGAACAAGGUGGGAGCCAAGGCGGCUAUGCUUUGUUGUCUGCAGAGUCUCUGCCCAUGGCCGUGAUCAUCGGCGUGGCGGUGGGGGCCUUCGUCGCCUUCAUCGUCCUCAUCGGCACCAUCGGAGCCUUCUGCUGCACCCGCUCUCAGAGAAAAGACGCUCACCUGGUCAUGCCCUCCCUACCCACCUCCAUCUGUGCUCAGCAGAGAGAACUUGCAAGCAAAAUUAAGAGCGAAAACCUCAAAGGUGUCGUGUCGACCAAGAACGACAUCCGGGUGGAGAUCGUACACAAAGAUCACAACGCCGCUCGUGAAAACGAGGACCACGCCGCCAUGAAGCAGCUGAUGAUUGAACGAGGAGAAUUCCAGCAGGAAUCUGUACUGAAGCAGCUUGAGGUUCUGCAGGAGGAGGAAAAAGAAUAUCAGCACAUUAAGGAUCCCACCAACGGCUACUACAGCGUGAACACCUUCAAGGAGCACCACGGCACCCCCACUAUCACCCUAGCUAACGCCCACAACACCACCGAAAUGCGUCGCGAGACCUCCACCGGCAAACAGCGUGUUCCCACGGGCAUGUCGUUCACCAACAUCUACUCCACCAUCGGCGGCGCGCCCAACCCGCGCCUGUACGAGUACGGCGGGCGCUUCGUGCUGGGCACGGGCAGCAGUUCCAUCGAGCUGUGCGAGCGCGAGCUCCAGCAGCGCGCCUCGCUCAGCGACUCGGGCUCCUUCAUGGACACGCAGUGCGACAGCAGCGCCAGCAGCUACGCGCACUACGACAAGGACAGCAAGGCCUCGGCGUCGUCCUCGUCGCACCACUCGCAGUCGUCCUCGCAGAACUCGGACCUGACGAGACCCCUGCAGAAGCGCAUGCAGACGCACGUGUGACGUCAGCGAGAGGAUCCGGCGCACACGCUUUGUUCUGCGCGUUACUGAUGCCCCGUUACUGACCGUUCCUAAGAUCAUAAAGUAUCACACUGUUUGGUCUGAAUUGACGAGUGGUACCUUUAUGUACAGCUUAGCCAAAGCAGGAUGAAUUCCUAAUGGAAAACAUAGCAAAAUGCACUGAAAGUGGGACUAGAACUCAUAAAAUACUCUGAUGAGCAGAAAGAGGGAAGGAACAUAAACCUAGCAGUUAAAGUACACAGAUUAGAACGUUUUAGGCUGCAUCAGAACGAUGACGUUGGAUUAUUUUGCCUGCUCAUGCAUCCUUGUACAGCCAAGCUGUCUGCUUCACUUGUUUUGACAUAUCCAGCUCCUAAAACAAGUACAUCUGGAUCGCGGCCCUUCUGGAAGCCACAAUACCUGCCACAGUAUAGACUCACGCAUCGAGUGUGGUUGAAAAUCUGUACAUUUUAUUAUUACCUUUCUACUG
Trichomycterus rosablanca is the source of this 3106-nucleotide messenger RNA. RefSeq names its product kirre like nephrin family adhesion molecule 3b (gene kirrel3b). The coding region runs from base 280 to 2619 and encodes 779 amino acids. The transcript has 16 exons. Gene Ontology annotation, molecular function: cell adhesion molecule binding. Lineage: Eukaryota; Metazoa; Chordata; Actinopteri; Siluriformes; Trichomycteridae. Gene Ontology annotation, biological process: cell-cell adhesion; synapse assembly. Gene Ontology annotation, cellular component: plasma membrane; cell-cell junction. The record is from RefSeq and is a predicted model, not a curated record.